Molecule: messenger RNA, 6371 nt
Organism: Cololabis saira (Pacific saury)
Lineage: Eukaryota; Metazoa; Chordata; Actinopteri; Beloniformes; Belonidae
Product: gamma-aminobutyric acid receptor subunit rho-2-like
Exons: 9
Coding region: 78-1535 (485 amino acids)
Biological process (GO): signal transduction; monoatomic ion transmembrane transport; regulation of membrane potential
Cellular component (GO): membrane; GABA-A receptor complex; synapse
Molecular function (GO): neurotransmitter receptor activity; extracellular ligand-gated monoatomic ion channel activity; GABA-A receptor activity
Source: RefSeq, a predicted model, not a curated record
CUCCGCUGCUGGAAUGAGCCACGCGCAGCACCGGUCACCCGUGGACUGCCAGGACCGGUGACCCGUGGACUGCAGGGAUGCCUCCUGCGACCGCAGCGCCGCUCCUGCUGCUCAUGUGCGUCGCUGCGACCGUGACCGGGGGGAGCUGCGAGCGCAGACACCGUGCACGGAGAUGGACCGGCUCCACGGAGAUCCAGAAACAGGGCGCAUCUCUGCUGAAGAAACCUCCAGAUGUGACCAAGUCUCGCAAAACCAAGACCACGGAGCAUCUGCUGAGGGUGGAUGACCACGACUUUACUAUGAGGCCGGCGUUUGGAGGUCCGGCCAUUCCUGUCGGAGUCGACGUUCAGGUGGAGAGUUUAGACAGGAUCUCUGAAGUGGACAUGGACUUCACCAUCACGCUGUACCUGCGUCACUACUGGAAGGACGAGCGUCUGGCGUUCACCAGCAGCACCAACAAGAGCAUGACGUUCGACGGCCGUCUGGUGAAGAAGAUCUGGGUCCCCGACGUCUUCUUCGUCCACUCCAAGAGGUCCUUCAUCCACGACACCACCACCGAGAACAUCAUGCUGCGCGUCUUUCCCGACGGACACGUGCUCUACAGUCUCAGGGUGACGGUGACGGCGGCCUGCAACAUGGACUUCAGCCGCUUCCCCCUGGACUCCCAGACCUGCUCGCUGGAGCUGGAGAGCUAUGCGUACACGGACGAAGACCUGAUGCUGUACUGGAAGAGCGGCGACGAGUCGCUCAGCACUGACGACAGGAUCUCCUUAUCGCAGUUCCUCAUCCAGAAGUUCCACACCACGUCUCGUCUGGCCUACUACAGCAGCACAGGCUGGUACAACCGGCUCUACAUCAACUUCACGCUGCGGCGCCACAUCUUCUUCUUCCUGCUGCAGACGUACUUCCCCGCCACGCUCAUGGUCAUGCUGUCCUGGGUGUCGUUCUGGAUCGACCGGCGGGCCGUUCCCGCCCGAGUCUCUCUAGGCAUCACCACGGUGCUCACCAUGUCCACCAUCAUCACCGGCGUGAACGCCUCCAUGCCGCGGGUUUCCUACAUCAAGGCCGUGGACAUUUAUUUGUGGGUGAGCUUCGUGUUCGUCUUCCUGUCCGUGCUGGAAUACGCCGCCGUCAACUACCUCUCCACCGUCCAGGACCGCCGCAGGCGCAAGAUGAGGGAGCGGGCGCGAUCCCAGCACUCGCUGCCCUGCACCUGCAGCAUCUCCCAGGCCAGAACCAUGCCCAUGCUGGACGGCACCUACAGCGAGGCCGACACCAACAGCCUGGCCGGCUACACGGACGAGCCCCUGGUUCUGGAGGACGAGCCGGACGAGAAGCAGAAGGUGCCGGAGAAGCCGGAGCACAUGGUGGUUCACCUGACCAUGAGCUGCGAGUCCGCCGGCACCAAGAAGAGACGCAGCCUUCGCACCUUCAACAUCAUCCAGAACACGCACGCCAUCGACAAGUACUCGCGCAUGAUCUUCCCCGGAUCCUACAUCUUCUUCAACCUCAUCUACUGGUCGGCCUACUGCUGAAGCUCCGCGGCGCGCUAGGCUAGGCCUGCCGCCCCCCCAACCACGUUCUCUGCUCUAAAGGAGUGGAGAUAAAAGGCCGGGUAUGGACGACUCAAAAAACCUGGCUGAGAAUAGACGUCAUCAUGUUGGACAGGAGUGGUAGGAAGAGAACACGUUAACAUAGAGACCUGGGACCUCAUUUAUAAAGUUUGCGUGCCACAAAACAGGGCUUGAAAGAUGCACACGCCACCUUCUACGCAAAGGUUGGGGUUUAAAAAAAAAAAACUUGAAAAAUGCGUGUAUCUCUACGCCAACCCUGACCCUUGCGCACAAACAUUUUGAAGAUAUGGGGAACUGGCGACGCAGACGCUGAGGUGGUGAAAUGAAGCCAGAUUCAUGUCAUACUUUUAAUGUCAUCACAUAUCAGACUCAUAAAUCCAUGUACACCCAAGCCGGCAGUGUUAUAGAUAUGUUCCGUAAGUGAGCCAUUACGCUUGAAUUUGCAGUAGGUACUAAGUUCAUAUAUCAUACUUCCAUCUUCAAAUGGUAUGGAGUGGUGAAUGGCACCAGAUUGAUUAUUUAUCGUGACAAGGUGUGUAACAAUCAGUACAAUUGCUGAGUGAGAAUAUAAAUUGCGUGGUGACAGCCGUGCGUCAUGCUGCACAAUGGAUGCGCUGGCAGAGUCUUGGAUCUAUGUGCUGAACUGGGUCCAGUGUUAGACAGACUGACCCGCCAGAUUGCGCCAUCCUGGUGCACAUACACGUGCUGCCACUCACUCGCUUUCUUUUUGUUAGUGAUGCCACUACUGUGGCCACCAAAUAAUGUUGUUUUCCUGGCCUCCACCUCAUCCACAAGCAUCUCCAUCUCGGUCUCAGUGAAAUUUCGCUUUCUGGUCUUCCCUGCUAUGAUUUUCUGAGGAAACAGGACUUCCUGUUUGGUUUGGGCCAUGGCACCAAGAGACUUUUCUUCAAGUUGCGACAUGAUACAGGUGUGUACCAAUUUUCGUGCAUGUACGUCAAACCGUAUUGUGGGGUUUGAGGCACAAAGUUUUCAAGGGGGCGCUGUUGAGCCAUUAGGCCACGCCCAUUAAUGCAAACCAUUAAAUAUCACAUUUUUCACCAGGCCUGGCUUGGUGCAAAAUUUGGUGACUUUUGGGGCACGUUUAGGGGGAAAAAAGACCCUCAUUUUGUCGGAAAAAUAAAAACGAGAAAAAUUCCUACAGAUACAAUAGGGCCUUCGCCUUCAGGGCUUUCCGGAAAACACCAUUGAUCAGCAGCUCAUUUAUAUGCAAACACAAUCAUCAAGUACUUUGCAUUGACCAUUUAUGGUAGAAAGUGGGCGUGUAGAGGGCGGGACAUGAGGCGAAUUCACGUGCACAACCUUCCAGCUUGACUUGGAUUUAUAAAGAGAACAUUGCGUGCAGAUGUGCGUGCGAAUGGUUUUAUAAAUCAGGAGUUUUUGUGCGCACGCCAUUUUCAGCUUUUGAGCGCACGUACACUUUUAGUAUGAAUCCUACGCACUCUUUUAUAAAUGAGGCCCCAGACAGCUGUAUUUCCUGAUCAGAUCUAACAUGGUCAGACAGAACACCGUCCGCUCACUGUGACGGCGAUGAUUGGUUGUUGUUCGGCCUGGGAUGUUCAAGAACAAAGUAUCGUGAAAUCUUUUGACCCAAAGCUGCUGCAUUGAUGAAAAACUGAACAAAGAAUCCCCUUAUCAGACCAAACCCACCGCCGGUUCUCAGUUCAGCCACUUUCAGAGAGAGAUGCACUGCGUCCGAAAUUCCAUCCUUCCUCCUAAUGAGCAGCAAAAACAGUAUGUGAGAUUUUUUAGUGCGUCCGAAACAUUAGUACGUACUCAAUAGUAGGCUAUUUCUAUCCAUACUCAUUCUGUAAAAAUGUAUUUGUGUGGAUUGAUGGACACUAGCUAAGCAGAAACUUCCCACAAUGCAUUGCAGCUGUGUUUGGUUGCUAAGUGCUGUGCAGAUACUUAGCAACCAACAAAAAUGGAGGAUAACGUUAGCGGUAGCAAGCUAAGCAGCAGCAGCAGCAUCACGCUAGAAUUCAAAUAUGAGGAAUUAGGUGGGAUUUCGCUUUGGUUUCUAUAAGAUAUUAACCAGAUGAUUCAUCAUUUAUCACAUUAAUGUUUGGGUAGAUGUGUUUGCAAAGUUUACGAAUGAGCUAGACAAUGAUAGCUAGUUUCGGCCAGGAUAAAAGGGAAAGAGUGGAGCAGUGCGCUGCUACUGCUGCUGUUACCAUGGUAACAACUCCCCCUCCCAACGGCAGGAAGUGCCGUGUGGCUCUGAGUAGUACGUCCGAAUUAAUGCACACUACUGAUAUUUAUUCAAAAGUGUGCCGAACUUAAGUAUACUUUUUGAGUAUAUACUGUUUAGUGUGGCAUUUCGGACGGACCAAUGGUUUUCUGAAAACGUACCGGAGAUGAUAGCGCAGUUCCUUCACACUCCAGACGUACAUUCACGCUGACGCCACAGGUGAAACAACCGCCACACACCCUAAGUUUGACCUCAGAGGUGGAAACGUUUUCCUCUCCAGUCUUAACGCCUUAAUGCCGGGACACGCCAACCCGAUUAACGGCCGCCAGGCGAAGGUCGGUGACCCGAGUCGGGAUUGGUGGGUCCCGUGCAGUUGUCCGUCUGCGUCCGUGUUCACUUUGGGGCGAUUUGACAUGUAGAAUAGAGCGAUCCGUCAUGUUCUUCUUUCCUUUUGUUUCUGGGCGACACCACAGAUUAGCACCGCCUGCAGUUAUGGGGACGUAUUACGCCUCGCACACACGCAGAACCUGCGCUUUAGUCGGCGUCGGGUUGGGGUGUUCGGGAGUGUUCUUUUGACCGAUGCGGGGAGACGAGAGCUGACUUUCAGUUCAACUGCUUUUCAGCCGACGGUCGGCCGUCGGGUCGGUGUGUCCCGGCCUUUAGAAGAGGAACGUUCCCUCCCCAGUUAGAUCCAUAAAGGAGGAACAUUCCCUCCACAGUUAAAUCCCUAAAGGAGGGAUGUUCCCUCCACAGUUAUAUCCUUAAAGAUGGGACGUUCCCUCCCCAGUUUGAACCAUAAAAGUGGAACGUUCCCUCCCCAGUUAUAUCCCAUAAAGGUGGAACGUUCCCUUCCCAGUUAUAUCCCAUAAAGGUGGAACGUUCCCUCCCCAGUUAUAUCCCUUAAGGUGGGACGUUCCCUUCCCAGUUUGAUCCAUAAAGGUGGAACGUUCCCUCCCCAGUUAUAUCCCAUAAAGGUGGAACGUUCCCUCCCCAGUUAUAUCCCAUAAAGGUGGAAGUUCCCUCCCCAGAAUGUUCCUUCCCCAGUUAUAUCUCAUAAAGGAGUAACGUUCCCUCCCCAGUUUGAUCCCUAAAGGAGUAACGUUCCCUCCCCAGUUAUUUUCCUGAAGGAGGAACGUUCCCUCCCCAGUUAUAUCCCUAAAGGAGGAACGUUCCCUCCCCAGUUAUAUCAAUAAAGGUGGAACGUUCCUUCCCCAGUUUGAUCCAUAAAGGAGGAACGUUCCCUCCCCAGUUAUUUUCCUAAAGGAGGAACAUUCCCUCCCCAGUUAUAUCCAUAAAAGUGGAACGUUCCCUCCACCGUUAUAUCCAUAAAGGUGGAACGUUCCUUCCCCAGUUUGAUCCAUAAAGGAGGAACGUUCCCUCCCAGUUUGAUCCAUAAAGGAGGGACGUUCCCUCCCCAGUUAGAUCCCGGGACCAAAGCUCUUUGUUUUUCUAUCCGGUCGUAGUGCAAAGGAAGUUCUGGUGUGUCCCUAUGUUGCCCUGGUAACCAAUUGUGUCUCGCAUUAAAAUGUCCAGGCAAAACAAACUCAGGAUGCCGUCUUCAUUGUUCAAUUUAUUUUAUUGUUAAAUUGUUGCCGCCACAGCAGCUGGCAGGUUGCUCUCAGGAUCCCAAAAACCUAGGAAAUGAAAAAACUCCGUGGGUUGUUUCGUUGGCUGGUCGAUCGGUCGGUCGGUUGUUUCGUUGGCUGGUCAAUCGAUCGGUCGGUUGUUUCGUUGGCUGUUCGAUCGAUCGGUCGGUUGUUUCGUUGGCUGUUCGAUCGAUUGGUCGUUCACAGAACUGGACUGUUCAGGAGCGGCUUUAGAGCCGAACCGCUUCCAGCUUUCAGACUCUUCACCCUCUUCAUGUUUUAGUUUGGGUUGCCAUGACAACUCCCAUGGGGCGCUGCUCUUCACCCACACCGGUUCCUCGAAACCUUCCUCGUGUUAGAUUACAGGAAGUUCUACAGCCAUGGGAAGCUCAUCUUAAUGUAGAUGACGAUCCCAUGGACAGUUUGGGUUAGAAAAGGAGUAACCCAGGGCUCAUAUUUGGAAAAAAACUGGAAAAUAUGAGCAAAUUCCGGUUUUUCACCGGGGGUGAUUGGUGUUUACAUGGCCGUGCGAAACCGGGUUAUUGCUAAUAUUCCGGUUCUAAAAGGGUUAUUGACUAUUUACUAAUGAUCCUCUGCAGUUCUAAAAUAAUUUCUUUAUUUUGAUACUUAAAUUCUUUAUUCUGUGCGAAAUGUACAUUAGAGUUUAUAUUUUCUGAAUUAUGCCCGACGGUGAAAUACUUUGGGCUUGCCCUUGAAAAACAGAGAAACCUUUGAUUUUUGUUACUUUUUUUUUGGGGGGGGGGGGGGUUAUUUAUUUUCUUUUCUUUUUUUCUUUCUUUCUUUUUCUUUUUCCUUUUCUCAUUUAGAACUAAAUUGAGUGUUGCUUUGUGAUGUCUCAUGGAUGCCUGACUUGGACUUGUAAGGAAAUAAGAUUGGAAUGCUGGACAACAAUUCAGUUUUGCGUUUCCUUUUACGUAAGAGAACUCUUAUUUUUGUGUCAUUGGAAGGAUUUUGAAAACCAAAUAAAGAUAUUGUUGGAAA